AUGCCUCUGUCUGGAACACCUGCCCCUCCCAACAAGAGAAAAAAAACUUCCAAGAUCAUCACUGACUUCUCUCACAUCACUCAGAAUGAGUAUGAGUCAGAGCCUGAGGCCUCCGAGUUUGACUUGGGGACGAAGAUUCGGGUUCCCAAGGACAUCAUGCUGGAGGAACUGUCCUUGAUGAAGAACAAGGGAUCCAAGAUGUUUAAGAUGAGGCAGCAGCGUGUGGAGAAGUUUAUCUAUGAGAAUAACCCUGACCUCUUCAGCCAAGAGUCGAUGGAUAACCUCCAGAAGCUGGUGCCGAGCCUUGGAGGCCAGAUGAUAGAUGUUGGUGGCCGUCUGAUUGGCGGGCAGAUGGUUGGCCAGGCUGGUGCAGGCGGGCAUGCACCUGUGCCCCCUCCCAAACCAGGAAGCCUUGGCAAGGGGGCAGGAAGUGGGAUAGCUGUAGGCGGAACAACUAUCGGAGGGGUAGCAGGGGCAGGAGGGGCAGGAGGAGCAGGAGGUGCUGGAGGAAUACUUGUAGGAACAGCAGAUGCCUCUCACAGUGAUGAGAGUGCUAAGGCUGCUUUGGAGAAGGCUAAAAAAAGAAAGGAGUAUGUGAAGACGUAUACAUCACCCUGGGAGCGAGCUAUGAAAGGGAAUGAAGAGCUUAUGGCUACCAUGAAGCCGUACAUGCCAGGCCCCUAUAUUUACCAUGAUCUGCCCAAAUACAAGAGCUUCAACAGGACUGCUCUGCCAUUUGGAGGCUUUGAGAAAGCUGCUCAACUGAUGACCUUCCAGCUCCCAGACAUUGAUGUGGCGACAGAGGAACCUGAGCCCGCAGUGGUGUAUCAGCAUGACAUCGGAUCGCGACCCUCCUUCAACCGUACUCCCAUAGGCUGGGUAGGCAGUGGAGAACCAAGCAACAUUCACCUGGAGGUUGAUACCAUACCAUUCGACGGAGAGACAGAUGACCUGUGAAGAGUAAACCUCAUGAUCCCGCAACAGCUCAACAGGCUUUGUCCCCCCUGAUAAUAUUAACCCCGCACACACACAUACACACAAACAAACACACACACACAUACUUACAUCAAUACUUCUCUCAUGGAUCAGCUAAAUAACAUAUGACACACUGUGUGUGAAAAGGAUAAUGAUCCACUGGUGGUGUGAAGUAGGUUUGCUUCUCAUAACACACUGAAAAUGGAAUAGAACAGUCAGUAAGUGUAUCACAACUCCACUCAUACAAUAAAGUCCAUAUUUAACCUGAUUUGUCACACUGUGCCUCAUCCUACCAUGCACCUGCACUCCAAAGAAGAAGUUUAUGCAUGGAGCUAAAACUGUAAUGACUAAGAGAAAAGUGACAUUUUGCUUUGCUUACUAUUAUUCAGCAUGUUGAACUGUAGGAUGGGCUGAUGUCCUGCACUUUUGGACAGUAGUCCAAGUAAAGGGUAGUCAGAGCAGUCAAGAGUAGUCAAGUUAAUGUUGGCAUAUAAAUUAAUGUUGGUGUACAAGGUAAUGUUGGUGAAAAGUGGUAAGAAAGCUAGCACCUAACUCUUUAUUGUAAGUAGUUAAGCUCCAGUAACCUGCAAGAACAGGUAAAGGGGUUACAUACUAAAAAGUAUUUUACAAAAAAAGUAUUUUAAAAAAUAAAAUUUCAAGCUGCACAUAUGAUCUAUUAUCCAUGUUAGAGGUUUACUGACCUGAUUCUUUUCACUGGAAAACCCACCACUGUUUGUGCAACACGUUGAUCCAAUGUUCUUUGGCAUCUGAUAUUGUCAUCUCCCAAUUUAAUAAACAUUUGAUAGCUGA
This is a messenger RNA of Astyanax mexicanus (Mexican tetra), 1785 nucleotides long. RefSeq names its product myozenin 1a (gene myoz1a). Gene Ontology annotation, cellular component: Z disc; actin cytoskeleton. The transcript has 5 exons. NCBI's taxonomy places the organism in Eukaryota, Metazoa, Chordata, Actinopteri, Characiformes, Acestrorhamphidae. Bases 1 to 957 code for a protein of 318 amino acids. The record is from RefSeq and is a predicted model, not a curated record. Gene Ontology annotation, molecular function: actin binding; telethonin binding; FATZ binding.